GGAGCGAGACUUGAGUGAGCUCAUGGCAAGAGCCCGUUAGGAUGAGAAGAAGAAGGAGGGGGUCUUUCUCUUCGUUGCAUGUCCUGCUUCGCACUCCAUCUCCAUCUCCCACUCCCUCUCCUCUCCUUCCCAUUCAGGACCUCGGGAUGGUCAGCAUCAUCAUGUCAGCACUGCGCUCGGCAUUCGAUGGCCCACAAGAUCUCCAGAUGCGCCUCCUCUCGCUCUAAUCAUCAAUCCAUCGCAUUCGGUUGUCUGCUGCAGCGUCACGGUUCUCGCUUGAGUGAUUCAUGAAUGCUCGGUGCAUGUGUAGGACCUACACGGUGGAAACCAUCUGGUGACCCAGAGAGAACGAGGGGAGGGAAAAUCUGCGAAAGAGGCCUGGCACGAUUUUUUUUAGAUGUCGUUCAGGGGAAUUUGAGCAAGUUUUGGUAGAAAUCGGUGGACGGUGAGAAGAAUUUUCGGUUGGAGUUUAGGAAUCGAGGCGGAGGAGCACAAUGGCGGAGAAAGGAGGCCUCGGAACAAUCGGGGCGCUGGGCUUGUCGGUCAUUUCCUCGGUGGCCAUUGUUAUCUGUAACAAGACUCUCAUUACCACGCUUGGUUUCUGCUUCGCUACCACAUUGACAAGCUGGCAUCUGGCUGUGACAUUCUGCUCACUCCAUGUUGCGCGAUCGUUGAAACUAUUUGAACACAAGCCCUUCGAUUUACGGACGCUUUUCGGGUUUGCCGUUCUGAACGGAAUUUCUAUUGGCCUUCUAAACCUGAGCCUGGGUUUCAACUCUGUUGGUUUUUAUCAGAUGACCAAACUCGCAAUCAUUCCAUGCACAGUGUUGCUGGAAACAGUGUUCUACAGGAAGCGCUUCAGUCAGAGGGUUCAGUUUUCAAUCGCAUUGUUACUCUUUGGUGUGGGAGUUGCGACCGUCACAGACUUGCAGCUUAAUUUCCUUGGUUCCGUAAUCUCUUGCUUGGCUAUUGUGACUACAUGUGUAGCACAGAUUAUGACCAACACCAUCCAGAAAAGGUUCAAAGUUUCAUCUACACAGCUUCUAUACCAAUCUGCGCCGUAUCAAGCUGCUACACUUUUCGUGUCGGGGCCCUUCCUGGAUGCUGCCUUGACCAACAGGAACGUAUUCAGUUUCGACUACAACUCAUUCGUUUUGUUCUUCAUCGUGCUUUCGUGUCUCAUAUCUGUAUCAGUUAACUUCAGCACGUUUCUAGUUAUUGGGAAGACAUCAGCGGUGACUUAUCAAGUGCUUGGACAUCUGAAGACGUGUCUCGUUUUGGCCUUCGGAUACAUUUUGCUGAAGAAUCCCUUCAGCUGGCGCAACAUCUGUGGAAUAUUGAUAGCAGUGAUUGGAAUGGGAUUGUAUUCGUAUGCAUGCGUGUUGGAAAGCCAGCAGAAAGCCGAAGAGCUACCCGUCUCAUCAUCUCAGGUUUUAAAAGAGGAUGUGCUAUCUGUGUCUUUGGACACUGAUGAGGUCUCCGAGUCCGAUCCGCUUCUUGAGGAUGGUAGCAUCAAAGUUGGGUCACCAUGGGGCAGCAACAAAACCGGUUUCGGAAAAGAUUUGCGAGCAUAAUUCAUUAGCUCAACUUUGCAGCAGUAUACUUUGCAGCAGUAUAUGAGAUUGAUUACACUUUCCUCAUAGGCAGUACAGGGAGUAAGGAAUAGGACUCCAGUUACAAUUGGACAGCUGCACAGUAAGCAUCUACAUAAACCAUCUGUUAAACCUUAUUAUUGCACAUCGUUGUUAGAUCAGAAUGAGCAUUCCCCUUCAAUUGUUCCGGAAACAGCCCUCAACUGUUGAGAAUUUGGUUGCUUUCAAUCCUGCUUUUCUUGCUGCCGUUA
This is a messenger RNA of Physcomitrium patens, 1843 nucleotides long. Its product is annotated as UDP-xylose transporter 2. Lineage: Eukaryota; Viridiplantae; Streptophyta; Bryopsida; Funariales; Funariaceae. The record is from RefSeq and is a predicted model, not a curated record.